AUCAAAAAUUCUUUAUCAUCCUUUCCUUUUUUUUUUUGUUACAUGUGAAAGGAAAUAAAUUAACUAACUAAUGGCGAGGAAAAGCAACGCCCAUCAUCCUUUCCUUUAUUAUCCUUUAAGGGUUAUUAACAGAUUGAUCCAAGUAUCCAACAGUCGUUCAUCCAUCCAUUGCUCUUCUGCAAGAAAGGUUCAGACAGUUGGAGAGAGCCAAGGAGAUAAGGCAGGAGAAAGAGCUCUUACAGAUGUUCCCUGAAUCAAGGCAGAUCAAUGCAGCUAUGCCUUAUGUGCCAUACAGAUCGCUUUUACACCUUGUACUCAUGCUUCAGUCAGAGGUGCCUCUUCAGUGUACACUUAAAAGAUAAGCUAGUCUGCAGAGUAAGAAUACCCAGGUUCAGAUCAUUCAGACUCCAAUGUUGGAGAAUUUAUGGUCCAGAGACACCGUCAUAUGCACAACUGACAAUGAUGAUAUUUCAGAUGUUGAUACUUCAUCUGUGAAAAAGUAUUACAACGUUAGUCUACCUAGUAAUCCUGUGGUUUCCUUCCGUUUGUUCUUCAUGGGGCAGUAAGAAUAUGGGAACGAAAAGAAGGAGCUAGAGAAAAGAAAACAGAAUAUGUAAUGUAGCUAAUGGCCAUUAUCUUAUGUAUCUUCAGAACAACAGAGCAAUCAGAAAGACAGAAGUUGGAACUUUAUCGUAAUGAAAAAUCUCAACACAAUGGAUGAUUAUGUUUAAGUAGACUUUCAAUAUGAGGCUUUGCACAUACCCCAACAGUUCCGCCAUAUCCAUUAAGAACAACAGCCAUGUGAACCUUUCUGAUCUAGAAUUCUCUAAGAUUCCACACUGACAUUGAAUCUGCAAAACCAAUUUUUCUAAAUUUUACUGUAUAGAUAAUUGAAGCCUUCUAUUUUUUCCAUUUUCUUUUCCCCUAGACAAUAACUACUAAAACAACAACAAAUCAGUCUGCUGAAACAGGGUCUCCUUCACUUCAAUUGAUUACAAAAAUCAAAAAGGAAAUGAUGU
Molecule: messenger RNA, 1019 nt
Organism: Rubroshorea leprosula
Lineage: Eukaryota; Viridiplantae; Streptophyta; Magnoliopsida; Malvales; Dipterocarpaceae
Source: the annotation of a GenBank genome assembly